Messenger RNA from Protopterus annectens (West African lungfish), 2405 nucleotides. RefSeq names its product CD63 antigen-like. The transcript is spliced from 7 exons. NCBI's taxonomy places the organism in Eukaryota, Metazoa, Chordata, Ceratodontiformes, Protopteridae. Gene Ontology annotation, cellular component: membrane. Bases 1 to 1074 code for a protein of 357 amino acids. The record is from RefSeq and is a predicted model, not a curated record.
AUGCAGCUUAUGAAUAAGUUUUUUCUCAAUGUGGAAAAGAAGCUGCAACUUCAAAUAGAAACUUUGGAAAGUACCAUUCCUGCAUUGCCCUACUUUAAGAACAAUCUGAACUUGUAUAAUGAUAUACUUAAAUGUUUAAUGGUGUAUGAUAAUUGUUUAGAGCUUCAGAAGAGAUCUAAACUGAAAUGUGACAUCAAUGAUUUUCAGAAUGGCAAUAUUUUUUCAUGGCCAAAAAAAGACGUAAAUCAGAACCAUAUUGUUAAGGGUUCUAUGUAUGAGUUGGAUGCUAUUUCUUCACCUCUACCUAAUGUAACUCCUUUGAAUGAAGUAACUGAGCCUCUUCCUGAGACAUCUAGACCUUCAGCAUCCUUAUCCAAUCAUCAUUCAGGCUGUCUCUUUCUUUUUCCCCAGGUAUGUGGUGUAGCAAUGAUGUGUGUGGGAGCAGCAAUACAGCUGAACCUGCUGGACAUUGCAAUGGUCAUAACAGAUGCUACAUCUGGAGCACCAGCUGUUCUUACUAUCAUGGGUGUCCUCAACUUUUUCAUGUCUAUCUUUGGAGCAGUUUCAGUUCUUAAGGAAAAUUACACAAUGAUAAAAGUGUUUGCAGGUAUGAUGUUGGCUAUCUUUUUCAUGGAGAUCAUGGUUGGAAUGGCAGCCUACAUCCACAGAGACAAAGUACGACACAGUAUCUUAAAAGGCUUCUUGAAAACCCUCAGUACCUAUAAGACUGAAACAAAAGUAAGAUCAUCUGUGGAUAUACUACAGAUUAAGUUUAAGUGCUGUGGGGCAACAAAUUACACAGACUGGUUUAGUAACACUACUGGGCUGAACCACAUGACAGUCCCCCUCAGCUGCUGCAAAAAAAUGGAGGAAAAUUGCAGAAAGAAUAUCAACAAAACAAGUGCUGCCAAUAUUUACCAACAGGGCUGUGUUAAUAUGGUGAACAUCUGGAUUCAGCAGCACAUAGGUGUAAUUGGUGGGCUUGGAAUUGGCUUUGGUUUUGUACAGGUUGUUGCCAUGACACUUUCUUAUCUGCUAUUGAAAGCACUUCAACAGAAUUAUCGUUUCGUGUGAGCUCGGUGGAAAUUGCCAUUGACAGAUGAUCCUAAGAACAUCCUGCAGUGAAAUUACUCUCCUGAAAUCAAAAACUGCCCAAACAAAAUAUAUUGAUCGUGUGUUAAUCCAAAUCAGUGCAGCAUACAAUCACAAGUUGAACUCAUUUAAUGGCUGAGUGAUUUGCUCAAAGCUGUAAAUAUGAAAACUAAGAAAUUUACUUGCAAAACAAACAUAUUGUGUAAUGAUCUCUCACCUGCUGGUAAUAAUCAUGUGUAUUCUGGCUAUGCAAUCACAUUAUUUUGCAAAACAAACAUAUUGUGUAAUGAUCUCUCACCUGCUGGUGAUAAUCAUGUGUAUUCUGGCUAUGCAAUCACAUUAUUUUACAUUCUAUAAAGAACAAGACGCAAAGCAAGAAGUGUACAGCAUUAUUUUAGAUAUAGACUGGCUAUCUCUAAAUCAUUUCUGCUUUGAAACUGCAACUCCAUUUGCAUUAAGCCUCAUUAUUAGAUAAAUAGAAGCACAUUGUCUUACUGAAGGUAUUCAAAGAGGUGGUUGUAUGAUUUCUUAAAUGCACAAUUUCUCCUAUGAAUUGCCAAUGUUUAAAUCAACAAGGUCUCAACUCGCUGAGUUAAACUGACUGGGAUUUAAUUCAGUAAGUGUUUGCAGGAGGGCAAGACCCCACUCCUCCAGAUUUAUAUUUAUUUAACUUUGUUGAACGACACUGUUGUGGACAUGCAUGACAUCAACUAAAUGGUGCUGACUAAACAAAUGUCAGCCAAAGUACUUUUCUGCAAAAGUAGCAGAACUCAAAUAUAUAUAUAUAUAUAUAUAUAUAUAUAUAUAUAUAUAUAUAUAUAUAUAUAUAUAUAUAUAUAUAUAUAUAUAUAUAUAUAUAUAUAGCCGUGGUUGCAUAAACAUGAUGAAGGGAUACAUCUCACAAAACCAAGGAAUCAGUGCUGAUGCACAAUUGGAAACUGCACCACUUGUGAUUCCUGUUAAAAAUAGUGAAUGGUAAGUUCAGCAUCUGAGUUAGACUUGUCAAGUGCAGUCCUUGUGGCAGUGGGAUUUGGGGAGGUGCAAAGAAGCAAAAUGUGCUUCUUUGCUAAAAACAAAAGCCUUUAUCUGUGUGAUACCUUGAAGAUAUUGUUCAUGAAAUGUUUGAGCUUACUCUCACAAAUAUAAUGUUAUGUAAUCAUAAUUAGUGUAAACUCUAAAUGAAUCAGUCUGUUACUUUUUGUAAGUCACUUUCUUCCUUUGUGUUGAGUAUAGAAAUUAAUCCAUAGAUUGCUUUGAAACAUUGCAUGCUCUCCUGUGGUUUUUGUUAAUAAAAGCAAAGACACUUUCAUCAA